GGAACGGGAGUGUGAGGAGCCGGGCGGCGCUCGGCGGGGCCGGAGACAGGGGUCUGAGGCGCCUUUCGGUGCUCGCCCGCCCGCUCGCCCACACGCCCGGCUCCCACUCGCGCUCCGCACGUGGCGGGCGGCGCGCUCCGGCGUGUUUACAUUCCGCGGCCGCUCCACGUUGGGCCGCCGUCCUCUCCUGCCAUUGGCCGGCUCCUCAGCCGCCGCGUCGCUCGCUCCGCCCGGAGAGGCGGGUCCUCGGGAUCCCGCUCCCCGUGCUUCUGAGGAGACUCCGGUGUCCUCGCCCCCCCGCCCCCCCAGGCCUGUACGGGACCGCGGCGCCUCUCCCCAGAUGCGGAGCCGAACCGCAGCCCGACGCCCCGACGUGAGGGGAACGGGCGUGCGUGCGGGAGUCUGGCGGGCGACCGACAUGGGGGAGGAGCCUGGCGGCCGCGGCGCGCGCAGAGGUUUCAUAGUCCUCAAAGAAGAGAAUGUCAAGACGCAGUAGCCGUUUACAAGCUAAGCAGCAGCAUGCCCAGCCCAACCAGCCAGAUUCUCCACAAGAAGCCCAGAUAAUUCAGGCCAAGAAGAGAAAAACAGCACAGGAUGUCAAAAAAAGAAAAGAGGAGAUCACUAAGAAGCAUCAGUAUGAGAUUAGGAAUUGUUGGCCACCUGUACUGUCUGGAGGAAUCAGCCCUUGUAUUAUCAUUGAAACACCCCAUAAAGAAAUAGAAACAAGUGACUUCUCUAGAUUUACAAAUUACAGAUUUAAAAAUCUUUUUAUUAAUCCUUCACCUCUGCCAGAUUUAAGCUGGGCAUGUUCACAGGAGGUUUGGCAAAACAUGUUACAAAAGGAAAACAGAUAUGUGCAUGACAAACAUUUUGAAGUUCUGCAUUCUGACCUGGAACCACAGAUGAGGUCAAUACUUUUAGACUGGCUUUUAGAGGUCUGUGAAGUAUAUACUCUUCAUAGGGAGACAUUUUACCUUGCCCAAGACUUUUUUGAUAGGUUUAUGUUGACACAAAAGGAUGUAAAUAAAAAUAUGCUUCAACUCAUUGGGAUUACCUCACUGUUCAUUGCUUCCAAACUUGAGGAAAUCUACGCUCCCAAACUCCAAGAGUUUGCUUAUGUCACUGAUGGUGCUUGCAGUGAAGUAGAUAUCUUAAAGAUGGAACUCAAUAUAUUAAAGGCUUUAAAAUGGGAACUUUGUCCGGUAACAGUCAUCUCCUGGUUGAAUCUUUUUCUCCAAGUUGAUGCUGUUAAAGAUGUUCCUAAAGUUCUUCUACCUCAAUAUUCUCAGGAGACGUUCAUCCAGAUAGCUCAGCUUUUAGAUCUGUGCAUUCUAGCCAUCGAUUCCCUAGAAUUUCAAUACAGAAUUCUGGCUGCCGCUGCCUUAUGCCAUUUUACCUCCAUUGAGGUGGUUAAGAAAGCUGCAGGUUUGGAAUGGGAUGACAUCUCGGAAUGUGUAGACUGGAUGGUGCCCUUUGUCAGUGUUGUAAAAAGUGUAAGUCCAGUGAAGCUGAAGACUUUUAAGAAGAUAGCCAUGGAAGAUAGACACAAUAUCCAGACACACACGAAUUAUCUGGCUUUACUGAAUGAAGUAAACUAUGUGAACAUCUUCAGAAAAGGAGGGCAGUUGUCACCAGUAUGUAAUGGAGGUAUUAUGACACCACCGAAGAGUACUGAAAAACCACCAGUAAAACACUGAAGUUGGAAUUGAAAACACAAGUUGGAAUUGGACAAAUAAUGGAUAGUUUCAUAUAAAUGAGUUUUACAGGAAAGUAGUGCUUUGACUGUCCUUGUCUAAGGAGUUACACUGCCAUUCUUUUAUUUAAAAACUAUGUCAAUUUGGCACUAAAUGCCUAGGACGCACAAAACCCUGGGUUCAAUCCCCCAGCACUACAAAAGAAAGCAAAACAAAAAACUUCAAAAGAUUGGCACUAAAGAAAUAUUUCCUAUAAAAGAAGAACUUGUUUACAAAGGUGACUUCACUCCCACGGAUAGUGGAUGGAAGCCAACAAUUUAUGCUAUAGCAGUUGUUUCUGUUUGUUACUGUGUUUCUUUAAAAUCCAGUGUUACUGUGUUUCUUUUGAUAAAUUAGGGAUUUUAUCAUUGGAAUAUGGACUAGACUAGUGCUACCUUAAAGGAUACAUUAGCUGACACAACUUUGAAUCUAGAUUUUAUAUUCUUAAAUUCCUAUACUCUUGAAUGGUGCAAUUUGUUUCUUGAAAAUAAAAUUUAAGCUUAUUUACAAAGAUUGUUUUGUAAUAAAGUGACUAAUUUAUCUAAAGCUGUUUGUAGCAAACAAUGAUAAAACUUGAAUCUUUAUGAAAAAGUUCAAUCUGUUUUUAACUUGUUUGUUUGCCUUGCCAUAAUAUUUUUUGCCAUAAUAUUUUAAUCAGUAAGGCACUGAACCAAAUGUUUAAACUGCUCUAAAUGGGAGAACCAAAGAAAUUAUAAACAAAGAUAAGUGCUUUGGCUUCUUCUACUCUGGGGUUUUACUUGAUAGAAAGGUUGCUUUAUAAUCUUUUUGUGUAUCACAAUUUGGGUAAAAUUAAACACUUUUCCAAACUAUAUAAGAAAGUCACUUUAUUGCACUAAGAUAUCUCUAAGGCGCUUUAUGUUUGCAAAACUGGCGGUCCAUUUUUAAGCCCCAUAUUAUCAGAUGAGGACUGUAUCAACAUGGUAAAACUUUAACAUAUGACCUAAACUUCUAUUUUCUUAUGGCAGAAAAAUAUUAAAUGUAUACUGACUCCUAGAAAUUAUUUAUUUAAACUUGUAUAUAGAAUAGCUACUUAUACAUUAAAUAUUUUAAGUUAGCCUUUGAAAAGGAAAUUUGGGCCUAAAAAAAAAAGUUAAUUUCAUUAGAAAAAAGUGGUACCAGACUGCCAGAUUACCAAACAUGAACCUUGUCUCUUGUUGAAGAAAUUAUAAGCUAUUGUUAAGAUAUGUUUUUGUAUAAUUUUUGUUUAUAAACUAAUUUGUUUCAGUUUGUUUUGAUCUAAAAAGAAAACACCACUAAAUUGUACAUAUGUAUUAUAUAAACUUAAUCUUUUAAUACUGUUUACUUUUAGUCCACUGUUUAAAAAAUAAAAUUUAAAAAAAUUAACUAACUGCUUAAAAGUAAAGUUUUGCCAUUGCUUGUAGAAACUUCUUUUUCCUUCUCUGUGCUGCCAGCUGUAAUACUUCUUCAGGGUUGCUUGCAUUCAAUUCUGUUUGGCCAAUGGCUUUGAUCUUAAAACAGAAAAAGUAUUAUUAGAAGUUUGACUGAAAAACACUGUCAUAGUAGUACUUACAACUCAAAGUUAAAAUUAAAUCAAAUUAAAAACUACCGAAAAAAAUGG
This is a messenger RNA of Mastomys coucha (southern multimammate mouse), 3333 nucleotides long. It is a transcript of the gene Ccne2, whose product is annotated as cyclin E2. The record is from RefSeq and is a predicted model, not a curated record. Bases 480 to 1697 code for a protein of 405 amino acids. Gene Ontology annotation, molecular function: cyclin-dependent protein serine/threonine kinase regulator activity. The transcript has 12 exons. Gene Ontology annotation, biological process: G1/S transition of mitotic cell cycle; regulation of cyclin-dependent protein serine/threonine kinase activity. Lineage: Eukaryota; Metazoa; Chordata; Mammalia; Rodentia; Muridae. Gene Ontology annotation, cellular component: nucleus; centrosome; cytoplasm.